Molecule: messenger RNA, 855 nt
Organism: Ipomoea nil (Japanese morning glory)
Lineage: Eukaryota; Viridiplantae; Streptophyta; Magnoliopsida; Solanales; Convolvulaceae
Product: decapping 5-like protein
Exons: 5
Coding region: 1-855 (284 amino acids)
Biological process (GO): cytoplasmic stress granule assembly; P-body assembly
Cellular component (GO): P-body
Molecular function (GO): mRNA binding
Source: RefSeq, a predicted model, not a curated record
AUGGCGGAGGCGGCGGCCAUUAAAGCUGUUGCGGAUUCUUGCAUUGGUAGUCUGAUAAGCUUAACAACAAAGUCUGGUAUGCGAUAUGAAGGUUCUAAGCUUCACGUCAACGCUCAGGAAUGCACCAUAGCUCUUCAGAAUGUGAAAUCUUUUGGGACCGAGGGACGAAGGCCUGCUUUUGUGGUUGCUCCAAGCGACAAAAUCUACAACUACGUAGUUUUCUAUGGCAGUGAUAUGAAUGAUCUGCGCGUUAUAUCUUCACCAUCUUCUCCACCAAGUUUCCCAUCUUUGCUUGAUGAUCCUGCCAUAAUCGAGUCCCGCGAUUCACUUCCUCCACCGAUGCAUACUGGCUUGGCAUCUACGGGUGCUGUUAAAGCACCUAAUCAUCAGCAGUUUACUAGUGCAAUAACUAAAGAAGCUGCUUCUAUUCCUGGAUUGCUACCUGUCCCUAUCCUUAGUACAUCUGUGAACAAGGUGGUGUCAAGAAAGUUUGUCAUUCCCUCAGAUUUACUUCCAAUUCCUAAUGUGGCAGCUUCACUAUCUGUGCAAUCCAGUCCUGGACAGUUUGCUACUCCACAAUCCGGUUUUUCACCUGUCCCUGGACCUCUCACACCAAAUUAUCCACAUGGUCUUCUUUCUGGAGUGAUGAUGGGUUCUGCUAAGAAUGUCAGUGCUAUUCCAGUUUCGUUGAGCUACCCAGAUUUUUGGACUCACCUUCAUCUAAAUACUUGCAGAACGCAAUGGCAAAAGCGAAGAUCAGACCAUCAAAUUAUCAGCAUUAUUAGAACCUCAACCAUCUGGGAAUAUAAUGUUGAAGAAGCAAAGAUGCUGUUAUCACCCUCUCUCUGGGAUUGA